Messenger RNA from Astrephomene gubernaculifera, 2508 nucleotides. The record is from the annotation of a GenBank genome assembly. NCBI's taxonomy places the organism in Eukaryota, Viridiplantae, Chlorophyta, Chlorophyceae, Chlamydomonadales, Astrephomenaceae.
UUCGGCACUUGUUUCCAGGUGCUUACCUAAGCCUUAGGGACGAGCAUCUCCGUAACAACGGGCGGACAUGCCCAGUCAUGUUCAGGGGCACCAUGUGGGUGGUCUACAGCAGGAUAACGGAUUACAUUUCAGCAAAAACACCCUGCCAAGAAUCUGUUUCCCAUCUUUCAUACCGGUUUAACGUUAUAACGAAAACACCUCUUUCCUCUGCCGACCUCUUUCAACAGCGCUCUUGCAACAGACAAGAUCGAAAUGCGUCCAUAUGAUACGCGCAUCCGUGCAAGGCGAGGGCAACCCGUUGCCUUGGCUAUACUUGCGCUGCUUGCCUGCAGCCUCCGGUUCGCAGAUGCUGCCACUGCACCCGCCAAGACGUCCAAGUAUCUCUAUGCGUGGGCAGGGGCCCAAAACGCUUCCCUUGCGAGGGACUCGCUCUUCGUCUUCAGUGUGGAAGACGGCCCCGACUUUGGCAAGCUACUAAACAUUGUAGAGACUCCUUACAACGGACUGGAGCCGCAUCACUGCCGGACCUCCGUCACCGGCCGCUGGCUGGCCUGCAGCUGCAUGCUGGCCGUCUUCUUCAAGCUGCCCUCCAUUAUCUUCUUCAGCCUCGCUGAUCCCGCCAAGCCCGUCAUGCUGACCAAUGUCACCCUUCCUAUCCACAGCGCCGUCGCGGACGAAUUUGUAGCCACGCCGGAUGGUGGUUUCCUGGCUACCAUGAUGACCAAUGCCAGUGGCUGGGCCCCUGGUAGGGUGGCGCGCUAUGAUGGGAACCUCAAGCUCGUCGGAGAGUAUCCUGAAGAUCUGAGCCAGCUCGCCCCCGCACCCGGCUUCAACCCACAUGGCAUUGGCGCCGACUUUACGCACCAGACGAUGCUUACCGUGGAUUACUUGGAGCCUGCGAGCAGCCUGGUGGGCAACACUCUGAUAUACAGGAAAACCGCGCGGCUUUGGAGCCUGAAGAACAUGAGCAUCAUUGGCACGUACGUCCUGCCGGAGACCCAAAAAUCAAAGGGCGCAAUGGACGCCGUCGCCAUUGGCGAGACAGGUGGAUACUAUCUCACAGGAGGUAACGGCCGUCUCAUGUAUUUGAACGGGAGCCUUGGGGAAAAAGCAGUACCGGAGGUCGUCUACCAUCUUGGACCGAAAGACGGCAGUGCCGUGUCCUGCAUCUUGCAGCCCUUCCGCAGGGGCACGCGUCUGCUGAUGUCCAUGUUCGCCUAUGGCUAUGUUGUGCUGCUGAAUACGACUAACCCCCGGAGGCCUCAAGCGCUUGACGCUUAUACGCUCCCUUAUCGCGCCGGCGGACAUGUGGUCCGGAUCUCCAAGGAUGAGAGGCUCGUCGCUGUGGCUACCUACUUCUUAGACGAGGGAGCAAUUGGCCAGAUCCACUACCCGGGUGACCGCACAGUACGCUUCAUAAGGCUAAACGUUCCUGGAACGAGGUUUGUCACCAAGGAAGAGUGGCCUUACAGCCGGGGGCCCGUGCUUAACUUCACCGAGCUUCUUCCGGGCAAGGGAGGAUUCCGAACCCACGGUCUUGCAUUCCUGUAGAUGCUCAGGCCUUGCAUGCUGCUGUCAGCAUACAUCAAGAUCCACAAUGAUCGUUUCGCUACUGCUACCCUGUAUUUGCGCGGGAGGCCUGAUUGCACCUACGUACGCACGGAGGUCAUUGCAACCAGGUGGUCUCAUUGAAAGAGGAGUGAGAGCACCUUCAUCUAAAAAAGCGCAUGCCACCACAUUAUUCGUGCAGCCAGCAUGCAUUGUAUUGGGCCUCUCAGCCCGGGCCCCUCCACACUGCUUAUGCGCUCUUUUGGAGGCAUUGAGAGCUGUACGGGAACACUGUCCACGGCCUGUGACCAUCUGUUACAGCCGGGCCCUGCUGUGUUACUGGGCUAUGUCGGUUAUUCGUAGAUAGGACUGCGUUGGUUUUAGCUUGAAGAAUAGCCAUUGCCCCUUUAUGAUUCUCCCUCAUGUUUACGCUUGCCAAUUCGUGAAGCGGUAUGCGCUGCAUAUGCGCACGCCGCACAUCAGGGCAUCUGCGAUAUGCUGCCAGCAUACUGACCAUGUCUGUUGUGUACAUACACGGAUGUUUCGGCAGACAAACGAAGCCAUCUGUAUGAAGCUAAUUGCUAGGCCGUGCGUGGCAUGGUGGUUCUAGUAACGCUCCGCCGAAAAACCUAGUGCCGUGUGACGGCGAGGAGGCGGUUAGUUUUUCAGUAAGCAUGGGAGUUUUUUUACUAAACAGACAGGGUGAUGAGUUGCUUCAUUUGGCGUGCUUCCUCGUGAAGUGCAAUGUAGGGUAGAGUGUUGCGCCAUCAGAUGUGCGUCAAUGUUUGAAGCGGGUUUCGAUGCCCCGUGCGUUUGGCUCCUUCUAGGCGUGGGGUACCAGUUCGAUUUCAAGUGGCGCUGGAAGUCUUGCUUCUGUGAUUCAGCUGGCGCGCCUGCCUAAUGGUGCAGGAGUCUGCCUGCAUGUAAAGUCAAUGCGCUAAUGUAGAUGCAUGUCCUGCC